Messenger RNA from Sorghum bicolor (sorghum), 951 nucleotides. RefSeq lists its product as uncharacterized. The record is from RefSeq and is a predicted model, not a curated record. Lineage: Eukaryota; Viridiplantae; Streptophyta; Magnoliopsida; Poales; Poaceae. The coding region runs from base 7 to 333 and encodes 108 amino acids. The transcript is spliced from 2 exons.
GCCACCAUGACCUCUGACCUGAUCCAUCUGCGUGAGCGCGACCGAGCAAGCAGCGAGGCAGAGAAUCUGCCCCCGCCCCAACCGGCUGACGGGCACCACUGCGCCGCAUUCCUGCACGCCGGGCGCCGGGCGCCAGGCGCCCGCACCACCAUCCACCAUCGCGUGCAUGGACCAGUGCAGUUCCUUGGGUGCGGUUUGAUAUUGUCGAGGCAGGUCAAGUCCUGGCCGCGGUUCUCCAAGCUGCCAUCCAAUUCAAUGGUGGCCAACGUGGGGAACAAGCUCCGCAAAGGCCAAGCUGGUUCUUCUUGGAGAUGUGGUUGCUGGCAAAUAUAGCUUGGUUCUUCGGAUUGUUAAGGGAUAGUUUGGUGAAUUUCAGGUGAACCUAUAGAAAUACUUGUGCUGAGAGACAAAGACUGGAUCAUUAGCUUUUGGCGUCGUCGACUGACGACCAGCCUGAGCAUCCCUCGCACGACAACGAUGACGACAAAGACGAUUCAGCGGCGGCGGUAUCCCCAUGACAAUCUGAGGAUGACGAGCAUCAAUACGUGAGAUCCGUGGCGCUCGCAGUGUAAGCUCUUCUGCAGCUGUAAUGACUGCUAACGUUCAGGUAUAGCUGCUUUUGAUGCCAUGCCAACGUGUAUAUGUGCUUCUGGGUUCCUUGUGGCAAUAUAUUAUCUGUAUCAAUGAUGGUUGUGAGGUAACCUGCUUGUUAUAAAUUGCACUAAAGCUGCUAUGUGGUGGUUUGUUUAUCUUGGGGUUCCUUCUAUUAGAUGGCCGCAAAUUCAGAUAAAGUUAAAAUGGUUAACUGCACAUUCUUAGGUUCUGUAAGAGCUCUAUGCAUAGUAUGUCGUUCUUGGAAUUGAGGCUACCGUGUAUUCCUUGAUAAUGGCAACAAUCAAGUGGAACUGGAAUAAAUGAAAAAAUGGAGCUGCAGCCUUGCCUUUUCAGUUA